This is a messenger RNA of Salpingoeca rosetta, 1952 nucleotides long. RefSeq lists its product as uncharacterized. The transcript is spliced from 6 exons. Lineage: Eukaryota; Choanoflagellata; Craspedida; Salpingoecidae. Bases 1 to 1593 code for a protein of 530 amino acids. The record is from RefSeq and is a predicted model, not a curated record.
AUGACCAAACGCAAACUCUCACGCGAGGACGGCGAUGAUGAGAGUGCUGACGCCAAGCGCAGCAAGCAGGGCCAAACAGAGGCGAUACACCAUGGCCAUGAACAUGAUGCGACCCUCGCUGCACCGCCGCCGCCACCACCGCCGCCGCCGGGUGUGCGUGGACCAAGCGAGGCUGUCACCAGCAUGCCCGGACCCGCACAGCUGCCGUCGCACUUGCCGCACGCUGCACGUGUGCCGCCGUACACCCCCACGGGGCAGUAUGUGGACUGGAACCACGCGGCAUAUUCGCUGCCAUUCUCCGAGGCACAGCAACAGCCACAACCGCAGCAGCAGCAACAGCAGCAGCAGCAGCAAGUGCAGCAGCAGGACCAAGCGCAUCAGCGGCAAGAACAAGAAAAAGGGGCGCCGCGGUCCAACAAUGGACUUGCAUCAUCCACAUCAACACCAGCGGGACGAAAGGCGAGCCAGUCUGGCGUGAGCUGGAGCGGGCCAAUGACGCACCACCUGCUGCAUCUGCUGCGCGGAAACGAGUUCCUGCUGGUGACGGGCAAGACAGACAACGAGACAAACAUCCGCAAGCGCAAGGGGUGGGCGCGCAUCUGCGAGCAGCUGCUGAAGAGGUUUCCGCAGGCCAAGCCCUGGCUCACAGCCACGCAGGUCAGGGAGAAGUUCAAGAAGCUCAAGCAGACGUUCACGAAGCACCAGCAGGGAUACUUGGAGAACAAUCGCGCGUACGCGCAGGACCGCAUGCGUGCAGGCAACGGUGGAGGAGGAGGCGGCGGCAUGCGACCGUGGCCCUUCUAUGACGCAAUGGCAGGCCUGUUGGCUGGGCGGUCCGGAACAGGCGCCUCUGCUGUUGUUGCGUCACAGCCGGAUGGACACGUGCUUGUCAACGCAGAUGUACAGGUGAUGCGAUGGGAGGAUGCGGACGCGCCUGUGCAGCCAGCAGACACACAGGCCGUGCACGCUGCGUUACGGCGAAGCAGACAUGGACGCAGCAUCUACGACGCGCCACCGCCUGUAUCCGCGCUCGCGCCAUCGCACGCAGUGGGCACACACGCAAGCAGCAGUGCAAUGCCAGCCAAUAUGGCAUCAGCAGCCGUGCCGCCGCCACUGGCCACAACAGCGGGAGUACCAGCGGCUACCACUGCAGGUGUGAGCGCAAGCAGCACGCUUCUGCCUCAAACCGCUGCCAUGAUACCAGGCCACCCUCCACACGGUGGCGGUGGCGGCAGCGGCGGUGGUGGUGGUGGUGGCACUGUGGAUGUUGGUGCCGCUGGCGUGCUGAACGCUGCCCUGACACACGCGAGGGCGGAUCACAAUGUGGACGAGGAUGACAUGCUGCAGCGGCUCGUCAAAGCAACUGAGGCCGCCGUCGCGCAGCAGGCCGCUUUUCAUCGGGACGUGCUGCAGCAGUUGAACCAGCAAGCGGAGGAGACGCGAAACAUGCUGAGGCAGCUGCUGCAAACCAUGGCACCACGCGCACCCGAGGAAGAGCACUUGCCUGCACAGCCACCAACCUCGACCUCCACUGUCACCUCCACCGCCACUGACGCCACUGCCGACGCGGCAGGGGAAACAACCAGCACAUGAUUUGUUUGCCCCAUCCCCCGAUAAUCAGCCUUCUCCACCAGCAUAGCCACCACUAGUCAGCUAGCUUUGAUUCUUGCGCGCGUGUGCAUUCAUUCGACGUGCCGCCCUCCCUGCUUGUACACACUUUGCGUUGUUACCCUGUCCUGUCGUGAUAGUUCGGCCAAUCAAAUCACGUGUCCCUUCAGACAACUCUGUUUUGUUCUCAUCUGUGUUGGUCCACCUUCACAUCAGCCUGUGACCACACUAUUGCUCCUAGUUGUUUUGUCUCGCUUUGUGGUUUGACGUGACAUGUUGUGCACCCACUGAGCCUUUCUUUCUUUAUUCGGUGAGGUGCUGCGGCACGAAUUAGAAAAGCAAAC